AUGGAAGCCAAAAGUACAUUGUAUAUCCAUAAUCUUAGUGAUGGAAUUGGAAUGGACAAAUUGCGAAGCAAUUUGUUCUUGUUGUUCUCGAUGUAUGGUGAAGUGAUCGAUAUCCGUUUGGACGGUCGGCAGUUGCGAGGUCAGGCGUUUAUCAGAAUGAGCACACCUGACGAAGCCAACUUAGCGCGAAUCACGCUCAACGGAGAACCGUUUUUUGGCCAACCGUUAAAAAUUGAGUUCAGCAAGAAUGAGAUGACCGUAUAG
Messenger RNA from Vanderwaltozyma polyspora DSM 70294, 264 nucleotides. RefSeq names its product U2 snRNP complex subunit MSL1 (gene MSL1). The transcript has a single exon. The coding region runs from base 1 to 264 and encodes 87 amino acids. Gene Ontology annotation, molecular function: RNA binding. NCBI's taxonomy places the organism in Eukaryota, Fungi, Ascomycota, Saccharomycetes, Saccharomycetales, Saccharomycetaceae. The record is from RefSeq and is a predicted model, not a curated record.